Molecule: messenger RNA, 1437 nt
Organism: Clonostachys rhizophaga
Lineage: Eukaryota; Fungi; Ascomycota; Sordariomycetes; Hypocreales; Bionectriaceae
Source: the annotation of a GenBank genome assembly
AUGGCACUCAAGAUCUUAACAGAGGGUCGUCUCCCGGUGACCCGCCCUUUCAAUCAAAACUUCAUUAUGGGGAUGAUCCUCUUCUGCAUUCCUGGAAUCUACCUCGCUCUCACUGGCCUCGGAGCAGGCGGUGGUCAAGCAUCCUCGCAGAGAGUUGCAUCUCUGACCAAUGCUAUUCUCUAUGGCAUCUACGCCGUUGUUGGGUGGUGUGCGGGCUCGAUCCUAAAUUAUUUGAAGCCCAAGUACACAAUUGCCCUCGGUGCCAUCGGCUACCCUUUCUACGUUGGCUCGCUGUGGUACUAUGACCGCGGUGGCAGCUUAGUCUUCCCGCUGUUUAGCGGUGCAUUGCUUGGUAUCUGUGCCGCUCUUUUCUGGACGAGCUCGGGCUUCAUUCAGUUUGCCUAUGCUGAGGAAAAAGACAAGGCCACGUACAUCACUUACCAAUGGGUCCUCUCAUCCCUGGGAAGCACAGUGGGUGCUCUCAUUGCUUUUGGCGCAAACCGUGACGGGCAGACAUCUGGCGGCAUCUCCUCCGGAGUUUACGUCGCUUUCAUUGUUAUUAUGUGUUUUGCCAUCGGAAUGGACUUUCUCCUCAUCGUGGAUCCAAAAAAUGUUGUCCGAGACGAUGGCUCACAUAUUGCCAUUUUUAAGAAGCCCAAAUUCUGGGACGAGGUCAAAGGUGUCGCGUCUGUCCUAACCGAUCAGAAGAUCGUCAUUCUGAUGCCAGCCAUGUUUGUCGGAGAGAUGUGUCUGGCGCUUGUGAGCAGUAUCAAUGGAUAUUACUUCAACCUCCGAACUAGAUCGCUCAACAACCUGGUCUUCCAAGCCAUCAUGAUCCCAGCACCCAUCAUCCUGUCUUACAUCAUUGACAAUAGGCACAUAAAGUCUCGACGCACCAAGGGUCUUUGUGGCGCCGCUGCCGUGGCUCUCGUCACGAUUGGCGCCACGGGUGGCCUCCUGGCCUGGAUAAUCACUAACGAUAUCGACCGAACCAAGCCGACUCCAGCGGUGGACUGGACAGACCCGUCCUUCGCUGCUGGAUUUUUACUAUACAUCCUUUUUGGAGUUAUAUACGCAUGCUUCCAGAUCGCUGUUCAAUGGACUCUCGGUUCCCUAACAAAUGAGCCAAGCCUCUGUGCUCGGUAUGCCGGUGCUUUCAAGGGAACUGUUAGUCUCGGCAUGUGUAUCUCAUUCAUCCUCGACUCCGAGGGUAUCAGCUUCCGAUAUCAGGCCAUCAUCCAGAUGAUCCUCUAUGUCCUUGGCCUCCUCUGCCUCGCUUACGUCAUCACAGUUUAUGUUAAGGAGACAAACUACUUUUCUGAGGAGACGGUCAUAGUUCCCGAGUCCAUUAAGAAGAAAAUGGUGAUUCAAGCUGACGUGGAGGUUCCACCCGGUGAGAUUGCCAAUUCACACCCUGGCAGCAUGAAGAAGACCUAA